CGGCACGAUGUACUCUGAGUGGAGGUCGCUGCAUUUGGUGAUUCAGAAUGAUCAGGGCCACACCAGUGUGCUGCACAGCUAUCCAGAGAGCGUUGGGCGAGAGGUGGCAAACGCGGUGGUUCAUCCUCUCGGGCAGGCCUUAGGUACCCCUUCAGUGGCUGGGAGUGAGAGUUUGUUAAAAACUGACAAAGAAGUAAAAUGGACCAUGGAAGUAAUUUGCUAUGGACUGACCCUUCCAUUGGAUGGAGAGACUGUAAAAUAUUGUGUUGACGUAUAUACCGACUGGAUUAUGGCUUUAGUGUUACCGAAAGAUUCUAUUCCAUUGCCAGUUAUUAAAGAGCCUAAUCUAUAUGUUCAAAGUAUACUAAAACACCUGCAAAAUCUUUUUGUACCAAGACAGGAACAGGGCUCCAGUCAGAUCCGACUAUGCUUACAGGUCCUGAGAGCCAUUCAAAAACUGGCCCGUGAGUCAUCCAUUAUGGCCCGAGAAACCUGGGAAGUCUUAUUGUUGUUUCUUCUGCAGAUUAAUGACAUACUUCUAGCGCCACCAACUGUUCAAGGUGGCAUUGCUGAGAAUCUAGCAGAGAAGUUGAUUGGUGUUCUCUUUGAGGUUUGGUUACUAGCAUGUACGCGGUGCUUCCCAACACCUCCUUACUGGAAAACAGCCAAGGAGAUGGUGGCUAACUGGAGGCACCACCCGGCAGUGGUGGAGCAAUGGAGCAAGGUCAUCUGUGCGCUCACUUCAAGAUUGCUACGCUUUACAUAUGGUCCUUCAUUUCCUCCAUUUAAAGUUCCCGAUGAAGAUGCCAGUCUGAUCCCUCCUGAAAUGGAUAAUGAGUGUGUUGCACAGACUUGGUUUCGCUUUUUACAUAUGUUAAGUAAUCCCGUGGAUUUGAGUAACCCAGCCAUUAUAAGCUCUACUCCCAAAUUUCAGGAACAGUUCUUAAAUGUGAGCGGAAUGCCACAAGAAUUGAAUCAGUAUCCCUGCCUUAAACAUCUGCCUCAAAUAUUUUUUCGUGCCAUGCGUGGAAUCAGCUGUCUGGUGGAUGCAUUCUUAGGCAUUUCUAGACCCCGAUCAGACAGUGCUCCUCCAACACCCGUAAACAGAUUGAGUAUGCCUCAGAGCACUGCUGUCAAUACCACCCCACCACAUAACCGGAGGCACCGGGCUGUUACUGUGAAUAAGGCCACCAUGAAGACAAGCACAGUUAGUACUGCUCACGCCUCGAAAGUUCAGCACCAGACAUCCUCCACCUCUCCUCUGUCAAGUCCAAAUCAGACUAGUUCAGAACCCCGGCCACUGCCUGCGCCCCGGAGACCAAAGGUUAACAGCAUCUUGAAUCUCUUUGGAUCAUGGUUAUUUGAUGCAGCAUUUGUUCACUGUAAACUUCAUAAUGGGAUAAACAGAGACAGCAGCAUGACUGCAUCUUUUAUCCAAAUUCUUCUUUCUUAUAAAUCUUCCAUUACAACACAAGCUAGCAUGGAGUUUCGACGGAAAGGGUCACAAAUGUCCACAGACACCAUGGUUUCCAAUCCUAUGUUUGAUGCAAGUGAAUUUCCCGAUAACUAUGAAGCAGGAAGAGCUGAGGCUUGUGGGACACUGUGUAGGAUUUUUUGUAGCAAGAAGACUGGAGAAGAGAUUCUGCCAGCUUAUUUAUCCAGCGUUAUUCUAAACUCCCCUCCUUUGUUCUGCUGUGACUUGAAAGGGAUUGAUGUUGUGGUUCCUUACUUUAUUUCAGCUCUUGAAACCAUUUUGCCUGACAGAGAACUCUCAAAAUUCAAAAGCUAUGUAAACCCAACAGAACUAAGACGAUCUUCCAUUAAUAUCCUGCUUUCUUUGUUGCCCCUCCCACAUCACUUUGGCACAGUCAAAUCUGAGGUAGUCCUGGAAGGAAAGUUUAGUAAUGAUGACAGCUCUUCUUAUGAUAAACCAAUAACUUUUUUGUCACUGAAGCUGAGACUUGUGAAUAUACUAAUAGGUGCCUUGCAAACGGAAACGGACCCCAACAACACUCAAAUGAUACUAGGGGCAAUGUUAAAUAUUGUUCAAGAUUCAGCACUUUUAGAAGCCAUUGGUUGCCAAAUGGAGAUGGGUGGUGGAGAAAAUAACUUGAAGAGUCAUAGUCGCACAAAUAGUGGUGUUAGUUCAGCGAGUGGUGGAAGCACAGAACCCACAACUCCUGACAGUGAAAGACCUGCUCAAGCUCUCCUGAGAGAUUAUGGAUCGACAGAUUCAGCUGCUGGGCUCCUGAUUCGCAGCAUUCAUCUUGUCACCCAAAGACUCAAUUCUCAGUGGCGGCAAGACAUGAGCAUAUCACUGGCAGCUCUGGAGCUCCUCUCUGGACUGGCAAAGGUGAAGGUGAUGGUUGACUCUGGAGACCGGAAGCGAGCCAUCAGUUCUGUGUGCAGCUACAUUGUGUACCAGUGUAGUCGGCCAGCUCCUCUUCACUCCCGGGACCUGCACUCCAUGAUAGUGGCCGCUUUUCAGUGUCUCUGUGUCUGGCUGACAGAGCACCCCGACAUGCUUGAUGAAAAGGAUUGCCUUAAGGAAGUGCUGGAAAUUGUGGAACUGGGUAUUUCAGGAAGCAAGUCCAAGAACAGUGAGCAAGAGGUCAAGUACAAAGGUGAUAAGGAGCCAAACCCUGCCUCUAUGAGAGUAAAGGAUGCUGCUGAAGCCACCCUAACAUGUAUUAUGCAGUUGCUUGGCGCAUUUCCUUCACCCAGUGGUCCUGCCUCUCCUUGUAGUCUGGUGAAUGAGACCACUUUGAUCAAAUACUCCAGACUGCCAACCAUAAACAAACAUAGUUUCCGGUACUUUGUCUUGGAUAACAGUGUCAUCCUGGCAAUGCUGGAGCAACCUCUUGGAAAUGAACAGAAUGAUUUUUUCCCCUCUGUCACUGUGCUCGUCCGGGGAAUGUCUGGAAGACUUGCUUGGGCACAACAACUUUGCCUUUUACCCAGAGGAGCAAAAGCAAAUCAGAAGCUUUUUGUGCCUGAACCUCGUCCAGUUCCUAAAAAUGAUGUUGGAUUUAAAUAUACUGUGAAACAUCGACCAUUUCCUGAAGAGGUGGAUAAGAUUCCUUUUGUGAAAGCGGAUCUGAGCAUUCCAGAUUUGCAUGAAAUCGUCACGGAAGAAUUAGAAGAGAGACAUGAAAAAUUAAGGAAUGGCAUGGCCCAGCAGAUCGCUUAUGAAAUACACCUUGAGCAACAAAGUGAGGAGGAAUUGCAGAAGAGAAGUUUUCCUGAUCCAGUUACAGAUUGUAAGCCCCCACCUCCUGCCCAGGAAUUCCAAACAGCACGUCUUUUCCUUUCACACUUCGGAUUUUUGUCUUUAGAAGCAUUGAAGGAACCUGCAAACAGUCGUCUACCUCCUCACCUUAUUGCACUUGACCCCACGAUACCUGGAUUUUUUGAUGACAUUGGUUAUCUGGAUCUCUUGCCAUGUCGUCCCUUUGACACAGUUUUUAUUUUCUAUAUGAAGCCAGGCCAGAAAACAAACCAGGAGAUUUUAAAGAAUGUGGAGUCUUCCAGAAAUGUUCAGCCACAUUUCCUAGAAUUUUUGCUCUCCCUUGGCUGGUCAGUAGAUGUGGGCAAACACCCUGGCUGGACUGGGCAUGUUUCCACCAGUUGGUCUAUUAACAGUUGUGAUGAUGGUGAAGGACCUGAACAAGAUGAAGUGAUUUCCUCUGAAGAUGUUGGGGCUAGCAUUUUCAAUGGACAGAAGAAGGUGCUGUAUUAUGCCGAUGCCCUUACGGAAAUAGCUUUUGUGGUUCCUUCUCCUGUGGAGUCCUUAACUGAUUCAUUGGAAAGUAACAUCUCAGACCAAGAUAGUGAUUCAAAUAUGGAUCUUAUGCCAGGAAUUCUGAAACAGCCAUCCCUGACACUUGAGCUUUUCCCUAAUCACACAGACAAUCUUAAUUCCUCACAGAGGCUCAGUCCCAGUUCCAGAAUGAAGAAGCUGCCUCAGGGUCGCCCUGUCCCUCCCCUCGGACCCGAGACAAGAGUUUCUGUAGUCUGGGUGGAACGCUAUGAUGAUAUAGAAAACUUUCCCCUCUCAGACCUGAUGACAGAAAUCAGUACUGGUGUGGAAACGACUGCAAAUAGUAGCACUUCUCUGAGAUCUACUGCUCUUGAAAAAGAGGUUCCUGUCAUCUUCAUCCACCCUUUAAACACUGGAUUAUUCCGGAUAAAAAUUCAAGGAGCCACUGGAAAAUUUAACAUGGUCAUCCCUCUCGUGGACGGGAUGAUUGUCAGUAGGCGAGCGCUCGGUUUUCUGGUGAGGCAGACUGUAAUUAAUAUUUGUAGAAGAAAGAGACUGGAGAGUGACUCCUACAGCCCACCACACGUCCGCCGGAAACAGAAGAUCACUGACAUUGUCAACAAGUACCGGAACAAACAGUUGGAGCCAGAGUUCUACACUUCACUUUUUCAGGAGGUUGGACUCAAAAACUGCAGUUCUUAGACCACUGUCUGUCUAGGACUGUUGAACUCUAGUUUGGGGCUAUAAUAUCAAAGCAAAGCAAUUUGAUAGGCGAUCACUGUAAAAAUAAAUCACUCCCCAAGAGCUUACUGUUUAAUCACCAGAAUAGAAGAGACACGUUAUAAACCCA
Molecule: messenger RNA, 4610 nt
Organism: Budorcas taxicolor (takin)
Lineage: Eukaryota; Metazoa; Chordata; Mammalia; Artiodactyla; Bovidae
Gene: RALGAPB
Product: Ral GTPase activating protein non-catalytic subunit beta
Exons: 31
Coding region: 8-4462 (1484 amino acids)
Biological process (GO): activation of GTPase activity; regulation of small GTPase mediated signal transduction
Molecular function (GO): GTPase activator activity
Source: RefSeq, a predicted model, not a curated record